This is a messenger RNA of Bradysia coprophila, 4913 nucleotides long. RefSeq names its product voltage-dependent calcium channel subunit stolid (gene stol). Gene Ontology annotation, molecular function: voltage-gated calcium channel activity. The record is from RefSeq and is a predicted model, not a curated record. Gene Ontology annotation, cellular component: voltage-gated calcium channel complex. Lineage: Eukaryota; Metazoa; Arthropoda; Insecta; Diptera; Sciaridae.
CAACGUUGUACAAAACGGGAAGGGCCACGCUUGCGUCUCAGCCAAUAGAAUAAAUUUUGUGAUUCCUUUACUAUGACAAUUUUAUCAAAUUAGUGAAACUAGUUUUCCAGAGUGUAAAAAAAUGCAAAAAUAAUUAUUAUAAAUAGAUGUAAUUCGCUACGAACAGUUGUUUCUACUACACUCAAAGUUUUGUCAAUUUUUUUCAAUUCGAAUUGUGCAAUUUGCUAAACGUUUUAUAAAUCGUCUCCAACAAAAAAAUUUUCGUUUCGAAAACGGCGAAGGAAGAAGAAUAAGAAUAACACACGAAGCGCUGAAUAUUAUAAAAUCAAUGUGGAUGCAGUUUUGGCCUUGAGUUUGACCCGUUCUUAAAUAGUAAAAUCGUAUUAUUUUAAUAGUAAAAACAUAAACGAUCAUUCGUUUUACGGAAUAUCAUGUCUAAAUCGGAAGUGCUCCAUGGUCAAUAUAUAAGCUAUACAUCGAUUGUGUUAUUAAACUUGAAAUACGAUUAAAGGGAAAAUGGGAAUGGGCCAGAAGAAAACGUAUACCACAUCAUAAACCUACAAUAUACCUACAAUAUACAAAAAGCGUAUAUCUACAUAUUAUAUACAUAAAACGGAAUCCAUUAAUCAUAUCGUACGAGUUAUAUAUCCUGUGUGUAAUCCUCUCAAUAUCAAAACUUCCAUAAUAUCAAUAAAACUAAUCGAAAAUUAAAAGCAAACGAAAAUUCUAUUAUUCAAUAAUAACUAAACCAACAAACAAAAAUUCUACUAAAAAUUUGUGCGUACAAUUUUCGACUAAAUAUUUUCAUUGUCAUUUCGGUUAUUACAUAGAUAGCCAACCCCAAAAUACUCAAAACAAUAAAAUAAUUAAAUGUAAUGCAAUUUCUGGUGAUAAUAACUAUUGCAAAAAUGAUAACAUUAAUUAGAAUCUUUGAUUGUUACUAGCGUGUGGCCGUGAGCGUGUAAAUAUUCAUUAUAUAUAUGUGUGUGUCCGUUCCGUACGUUAAUUAAAUUAAAAUUAAAAAAUAAAUAAAAUUAAAUUAAAAUCUAAAUAAAAUUAGUGAUUGUGUUGAGGAGCUACGUAGUUAAAUAUAAAUUUUAGUGGGAAUUAUAUAUUUUUAGUAAAAAUAUUUAAGCCAACCACAUUUAGUUCAAGUUUUAAGUUUAAGAAGUAUAGAAAAGAAAAGAAAAUUUCAUUCAAAAUGAGCCGAAACGUUGCCGUUGUAUCCAUUUUAUUUGUCAUUUUUCUGACAACUACAACCCUAGUGAUUGGUGAUCAAGAGGAAGACAUACCACAUAAUGAAGUACGAAAUUGGGCACUAAAAUUCGGUGUUGAUUUAUGGGCGUUUGGGAAGCAAUUUACAAAACUGAACGACAUUAAGAAUAAAUAUAAAGAUUUAGAAGGCGAAGUUACACGAAAAGAUGGCAUAUUGCUAUUACGUGAGCUGGCUACAGAAGUGAAAAACUUUAUGGAAUUUAAAAUGAAUGCAGUUAUGAGAAUCAUGGAUUCCGCCGAACAAGCAGCACUAUCGGAAGAGUCAAGCCAAAGUCAAUCAUCGCAAACACGAUUCUAUGAUGCACAUAGAUUCACAGAUUAUGCAUCCGAUGCCAAACAUGACAAAGAUCUGUUGCUCAAGCCGAUGAGGCGAUUCGAUAAAUUAUCUGUUAAUCUUAGUUUAAGUUCCAUAUUAGUGCCUUCUGGUGUUGAUGACACUAAAGACCCAGAUUAUCAGUCUCAAAUCGCUUGGUCGUCUCAUUUAGAUCCGUUGUUUUCUAAUAAUUUAGAACGCGAUUCUGCACUAUCCUGGCAGUAUUAUGGAUCGAGCCGUGGAUUCAUGCGACGAUUUCCCAGCAUUCAUGAACCGUUAAACAAUGAAAAAUCAACUCAUGAUUUUCGUACCGAAGAUUGGUUCAUACAGGCCGCAUCAUCACCGAAAGAUAUUAUGAUUUUACUCGAUUCGUCUGGAUCCAUGUCUGGAUCAAGCUUCGAAAUAGCCAUAGCUACAAUUGAAGCCAUACUGGACACGUUAAGUGAUAAUGAUUACGUUAAUCUGAUUGUUUUUUCUGACGUCACACGAUCAGCUGUGCCAUGUUUCAAGGAUAAAAUGGUUCGGGCUACUUCCGAUAAUAUCAAAGAAAUUCUGGCUGCUAUGAAAGCAGUAAAAUGUGAGAAUGUGGCAAACUUUACGGCCGGGUUCGAGUAUGCAUUCGAACUAUUACAUCGGUACAACCAGUCCGGUCUCGGAAGCCAAUGUAACCAAGCAAUAAUGUUGAUAACCGACGGACUCUCUGAAACGCACAAUGAAGUUAUUAAGCACUACAAUUGGCCACACAUGCCUGUUAGAAUUUUUACAUAUCUUAUAAAUGGUGACUCUAGCAGCCGAGAAAACAUGCACAGCAUAGCCUGCACAAACAAAGGUUAUUAUGUACAAAUAAACUCUGAAGAGGAAGCCCGCAGACGUGUUAUCGAAUAUGCUUUGGUAAUGGCCAGACCGAUGGUCUUAUACCAAGCCGAUCAUCCAAUCCACUGGAGUCAUGUCUUUGUCGGUGGCUUGUCGCGACCAAAUUUCGGCAAACAUGGAAAUGCUCAACGCUUAUUUACCACCGUAUCAACGCCCGUUUAUGAUCGACGCAAUACAUCUGUCCGAGUUGCUAAUCUAUUGGGCGUUGUUGGAACUGAUGUACCCAUUGAGGACAUCAAGAAAAUGGUUCCGCAAUACAAACUUGGAGUUAACGGGUACUCAUUUAUCGUAGAUAAUAAUGGUAGAGUUUUGUAUCAUCCUGAUCUUCGUACAGACAACGAUGAAUCCAAUUAUUUGGAGUCGUUGAAGCCUAAAUAUAAGUCUACCGAUUUAACUGAGGUUGAGUUACCAGAAACUGAGCCGAAGAAGAAUAACAAUAACAUAAGUGAUAAGGAGGAUGAGAACACGAACUAUUUGUUGGAUAUGAGGCAAGAAAUGGUCAUGCAAAAAGAAGGUGAAAUGGAGUUUACUGUUCUCACCCACUUGGAUGACAUGAAGAGAGUGUCAAUGCGAACUCAACGAUAUUUUUACGGCCCUAUUGAAGGUACACCGUUUACCUUGGCGCUAGCAUUACCAGACAAAUAUGGAAUGCAUGAACUUAGUUCGCAAGAGGAGAUUCGACAUUCGCAUCAAAAUGUUACCGAAUAUCUAAAAGGCGAGAAUUGGCGCGUGCACCCCGAUUGGGUGUACUGUGAAUACAAUAACUUGCAUGAUUUCGGUAAAGAGCGCGACUCAUCCGCCGAAUUUCCAGCUGAUCAAGAAAACACGACAUUCGAUACGCCCGAAAAGCAAAUUCUGCACUUUUUGGCCAGAGCAGGUAGGCCUCGAUGGAAAUGGAUGAGCGUUCGGCCGAGAUCACCGCAACCCCAUUACGGUGGCUCGUCGUCCGGCCAAAAUCAACAUAUUCUAAAUGCACAGUCACGAAAAUCAGAACCAUAUUACUGUGAUCGUGCACUGCUGCAGACACUAGUUCGUGACGCAAUGGUGACCGACGGCAUGGAUCGGCCGUCUCAUGCCACGAGAAAGGAGGACAAGCACCCAAUCGCCACCUUGAUGGCUCUAUUGCACAGCCAAGGCUAUCAGAUGUUUGGUGUUAAGCUAUCGUUCGUUGCCACACGAUCGGGUCUGCUAAGAUGGGUGGAUCAUUUACCGGUGAACAAAGAUGCAAACGAUACAACAAACUUUGGUGACGAGAAUGCCAAAGCGAUUGACAUGUCUUGGUAUAAACGAGCUGUCGAUCAGGAUCAGAUCGAUUCAGAAAGUUUCGUCUUCAGCGUUCCUUUCGAUUCGGGCUACACAUCCAAAACUAAUGCCACAUUGGUGACAGCAGCCCAUGCUAUUUUUAUUGAACACAAGGGACACAAGGCUCCUGCCGCUGUAGUAGGAUUACAGUUUCAGCAUGAUACCCUUGCUAGACAUUUUAUUAACAUUACAUCGACAUGUACCAGUGGUGCAUGUCCGAAAACAUGUGCUUCCGAUGAGUUAGACUGCUAUAUGCUUGACAAUAAUGGUUUUGUAAUUAUUUCCGAAAAUACAGAACACACGGGACGGUUCUUUGGCAACAUCGAUGGAACAAUAAUGGAUAGUCUCGUUCAGGAUCGAAUUUAUAGACGAGUGGCUUUGAUGGACUACCAGGGUCUUUGCUCCGGUGAAAAUAGUCCAUACAGUAGUGCAAACAGAAUGAAACCCAUACAGGCAAUGUCAUGGCUUCUAAAAUACUUUUUAACGUACACAAUGACUUGGUUGUCGACCAUUCCGACUCCAGUGGCUUCCUGGGCACAUUAUGUAUCCGAAAAUUAUGGAGACAAAGAUCUCGACGAUGUGGAUGAGUCUAAUUAUUCAGAAGAUGAUUACGAUGAAGAGCCUAAUGUUGACAUUGACUUUACGACACAGGAAACGGAGAGCGUAACAAUGAAACCAAAAUCAGUUCAGCCACCACCGACUCCAAGAGUUACUACGAAUCAGCAUAACUCAAGACCUUGUGACCUAAAAACUGAUUUGUAUAUUUUGCAACCAGAAAGACUUAAUUCCAGUACACCCUUGAAGGGAAAACUAACGAAUUGUCAUUCAUCUGGAUGCGAACGUCCAUUCAGCGUUCAGAAAAUACCCCACAGCAACUUGAUACUUUUAGUUGUGGAUACCUUAUGUCCAUGUGGUUCGAAACAAUUGGACAUAACGGCACAUGAGGUUCCCGGCAGUGCUGGUGCGUGCGGUUCUCGACGUAUACGCAAGGAGAUGUUACCGCGACGCAGGCCCGCAAAAUGCAUCAAUUAUCAUCCCGAGGAAAUUGAGAUUCAUCAAUGCGGUCGCUCAACAGUUGUAAUCUAUAACAUGACAAUAAUUUCGCUAUUGUGCAUAUUGACUCGAUUAUGUGCAAUAAUUUAUUAAAACA